UUGUCUCUCACAUUAUGUUCAAUAAAAUAUCUCCCUAGUUUUUAAAAUUACGGAGAAAACGGCGAACACGUAAAACGGUCAACUGCUAACACUAGUAUAACAACACCGAGACGUGGCUAACUCCAAGGUCAACCGCCAGUUUAUUUGUACUUGACGGUGAGUAAACAGAGUGCCACGUUUUAAGUGCGGUCUUUUUUAGAAAACUAUAAAUUAACAGAUAAAAUAAAGCUGAUUUGAUAACGAUACAGUGUAUAAGAGUCGUGGUAAGUAGUUUUAAUGAAAUAAUAUAACUUUGUGUAAGAAAUAUCCUAGUUAUAACAUAAUAAAUAUUGAUGAUAGAGUUGUCCAUUUUUACCCUAACUAUUUACUAUGUUAAUUGAGGAGUUACCCAAUAUACCAAUUCUGUGAUUUUACAUUAUUCCCGUAAUCUAUAAAUUAAAGUUGUUAAUUUUUUACGAUUUAAAAUGUGAAAAGAAGUCCAGUGCAUAGAUAAAAGUAAGACUUUUCUUCUUACUUUUUAAAAAUUCUACAUAUUUUAUGUUUAAUAAAAAAUUCCAAAAAAGUAUAUAAAAUAAACGGUUUGGAUGUUAAUAAGAUUAUUGUUGCAGAUAAAGAGGAUGUCGAGGGCACAAAAACUUGUUGAAGCUGCACUGAAGGAAAACAAUGAAAAUUACUUAAUUCUCACAGAAGAAUCUAUUGAAGAUAUGCCUGUUAUACUUUUUGCUGAUAGUACGUCAACAUAUGAUAAUUUAACAGGAAAUAUCAUGGAAAUUGAGCCACUUGCAAGUGGUACAUCUGAGGCUGCCACAGAGGUGUUCAUCAAUAUUGAGCCACUAGAUAUCAUUCCGCCUAUAUCUAAUGCUGAUACACAAGAGAUUAUGAAUGUUGCGCGUCUUGAUAAUGAUUCGCCUGUUUCCUUGAAAUCUGUUAGUGAAGAAUGCUUAGCUCCAGUUACAAUGUACCAUUGUACAGCACAAGAAGACAACAAUACUAACUUGAUUGACAAAUAUUUCAGUGAUGAUAGCGACUGCAUGAAUGCAAAACUUGUACCUUAUUCUGAGCACUCUGAUUCUGACAGUGAAGAAGAACCAAGAAGAAUUAAGAGAAGAAAAAGGUGUCAGGUAAAGAAAGCUACAUGGAAAGAUCAAAUGAACAAGCUUCACAGAGAAAAUGGGCAACAGUAUACUGGGCGUAAAAAAAUUGAAGGGAAAUGGGAAAGAAUACAAAAAAAUAAACGAGUUCUUAAACCUCGAUGCAAAUGUAGGACAACUGAUAAAAGUGCUUUAAAAUGUAGCGAAGUUUCAGAAGAAGAAAGGAAAAAUAUAUUUGAGAUGUUUUGGAGGAUGAAUUGGGGGGAAAAAAAGGUUUUCGUGAAUGGUCUUGUGCAAGAGAUACCCACAAAACGUCCAAGAGACAGAAAAGACCCAUUAUUAACAAGAAGACAAAGCACAAUGGUAUUUAACUUAAACUUGACUAACGAUUGCCGCGUGAGAGUUUGUAAAACUAUGUUUCAAAACACUUUGUGUCUUACCAAAAUGACUAUCUGGAACUGGAAAAAAGGCAAAGAAAAUAUUUCUCAGAAAACAAAUCGACACGCAACAAAAAAUCCCCACGAAGUAGAAGUGAAAUCACUUCAAGAGUUUUUGAACAAUAUUCCAAAAAUGGAAUCCCAUUAUUGCCGCAAAAGUUGGGCAAAGCUUUAUUUGUUACCAGAAUGGACCUCAAAAAAAGCCUUGUACAAUUUCUACACAUUAGACUGGUGCACGCCACGGAAUAUCACUCCUCUGUCAAUUGCUAAAUUUAGCAACACUUUAGAAAUUGAAAAUAUAUCACUGUUCAAGCCAAAAAAAGAUCAAUGCGAAAAGUGCCUCUCUCACAAACUCGGAAAUAUACCUGACACAGAACACAAGGAGCACAUAGAAAGAAAGAAUGAAGCUAGACUUGAAAAAGAACAGGAUAAAAAUAAAGAAGAAUUUGUAUUCACAAUGGACACGCAAGCUGUGCUAUUGGCACCCAAAUCUAAUGUGUCAUCUCUAUAUUAUAAAACUAAGAUAUGCACGCACAAUUUCUGUAUAUUUAAUAUAAAAAAUAAAGACGGAUUUUGUUAUCUCUGGAACGAGACCGAAGGUGGGUUAUCCUCUGACAAUUACGCUACCAUAAUUGUCAAGUUCAUCACGGAGAAACUUUUGCCGAGUAUCCACAGAGAACCUGGACAGGAUACUAAAAUUAUAUUGUACAGUGAUGGUUGUACAGCUCAAAAUAGAAACGUAAUAUUGGCAAAUGCAUUACUAAACGUGGCAACAUUAAACAAUGUCACAAUUCAGCAGAAGUAUCUAGAGGUAGGCCAUACUCAGAUGGAAGCGGACUCGAUGCAUGCCACCAUAGAGAGGAAACUGAAAAACAAAAUAAUUCAUAUACCAGCUGAAUAUGCAGAAGUUUGUGUUGGAGCUCGCAAAAAUCCUAAACCUUACAACGUAUCUUACCUAACCCAUGAAUUUUUUAAAUCCUUCGCAAGUUUACAGUUUUAUAAGUCAAUAAGACCAGGGAAAGCCAUAGGAGAUGCCAAGGUCACAGAUAUUCGUGCCCUACAAUAUAAACAAGGGAACCUGUACUUUAAGUUACGGUUUACAGAUGAAUGGCAGUUACUGCCACAGCGAUGUGAUAAAAGGGUCUCAGUUAAACCUAUUGAAAGCUUACCGAAUCUUCAUGAAAAUCAGCUUAAAAUAAGUAGUCGUAAAUUCAAAGACUUACAACAACUAAAAAGUACCUUGCCGGUGGACUACAGGGACUACUACGACAAUGUGCCACAUGAAGACUCAUAAAUAAAAUACUCUAUGGUAUAAUAAAAAUAAAAUACUUGAUUAUAAAAUAAAAAUACAAAAAUAUACUUACAGUUUGAUUUAAUUUUCCUAUAGAGGUUCCAUAAUACGAUGCAGAGAAAAGUGGGUAACUCCGAUUAUUUACUGUUUUCUUUUAAUUACAAAGAGGGUAACUCCAAAAAUUUAAAUAAUUGCUAU
Molecule: messenger RNA, 3017 nt
Organism: Diabrotica virgifera virgifera (western corn rootworm)
Lineage: Eukaryota; Metazoa; Arthropoda; Insecta; Coleoptera; Chrysomelidae
Exons: 2
Coding region: 585-2822 (745 amino acids)
Source: RefSeq, a predicted model, not a curated record